CAAGAAUGGAGUCAGAGCACCAAACCAUGGAAACGUUCCUACGAUGGGCAACAGAGCUCGGCAUUUCAGACUCCAUCAACCCUCCUCGAUCUCACAAUUCAUGUCUCGGCCAUUCCCUUUCCGUCGCCGACUUCCCCCUCGCCGGCGGGAGAGGUUUAGGAGCUGUUCGUGAGCUCAGAAAGGGAGAAUUGGUUUUGAAAGUCCCUAGAAAUGCUCUGUUAACUACAGAGUCCAUGGUGGCGAAAGAUCAGAACUUGAGGGGUUCUAUCAAUCUCCACGCAUCGCUUUCUUCGACCCAGAUACUGAGUGUUUGCUUGUUGUAUGAAAUGAGCAAAGGGAAGAGCUCUUUUUGGUAUCCUUACUUGGUUCAUUUGCCUCGUGACUAUGAUCUCUUGGCUACAUUUGGUGAAUUCGAGAAGCAAGCUUUGCAAGUUGAAGAUGCUGUUUGGGCAGCUGAGAAAGCUAUAACAAAGUGUAAGUGUGAGUGGGAGGAAGCUGUUACGUUGAUGAAGGAGUUAGAUCUCAAGCCCAAGUUUCAGAGUCUUCAAGCAUGGAACUGGGCUUCUGCCACUAUAUCUUCACGGACGCUGCAUGUUCCAUGGGAUAGUGCUGGGUGUUUGUGUCCUGUGGGGGACUUGUUUAACUAUGAUGCUCCUGGGGAUGAUAAUGCUGAAGAAGCAGGACAUGUUGUUGCGACUCAGUCUGAAAGGCUCACAGAUGGUGGAUUCGAUGGAGAUGCCAAUGCUUAUUGCCUUUAUGCAAGAAGGAAUUAUCAGCUAGGAGAACAGGUUCUUCUAUGUUACGGGACUUACACGAAUCUGGAACUUCUUGAGCACUAUGGGUUUACGUUAGAAGAUAACUCAAAUGACAAAGUCUUUAUUCCUCUAGAAACCAGUCUUUAUUCUCUUGCUUCUUCAUGGCCUAAAGAUUCUUUAUACAUUCAUCAAGACGGUAGGCCAUCUUAUGCGCUUGUGUCCACGUUGAGACAGUGGCUGAUCCCACAGAGCCAGCGUGACAAGUCGGUUAUGCGCCUCGUCUAUGCUGGAUCUCAGAUAUCUGUGAAGAAUGAGAUUAUGGUCAUGAAGUGGGUGUCAGAGAAAUGUGCAAGUGUUUUGAAGGAUCUGCCAACAUCUGUACAAGAGGAUAUAGUGCUUCUUCAGGAUAUUGACAAGCUCCAAGACCCUGAAUUGCGUCUGGAGCAGAGAGAAGUAGAAGCUUUAGGCAGUGAAGUACGUGCUUUUCUUGAUGUGAAUCAUUUGAUAAAUGGGGGAUUCUCUGGGAAAAUUAACAGGAUAAUGAGUAAAUGGAGAUUGUCAGUGCAGUGGAGGCUAAGGUACAAGAGAACGCUUGCUGAUUGCAUCUCUUAUUGUAAUGAUAAAAUAAAUCAUCUCUCAGGUACCUAAGAUAGAGGAUAUGAGACUUGUAACAUCUAUUUAUCAAUGCUCAAUAGAGG
This is a messenger RNA of Eruca vesicaria subsp. sativa (arugula), 1453 nucleotides long. The record is from the annotation of a GenBank genome assembly. NCBI's taxonomy places the organism in Eukaryota, Viridiplantae, Streptophyta, Magnoliopsida, Brassicales, Brassicaceae.